GCAGAAGAUUGUGUUGUGGUCAGCAGUCCACGCCUCCGCGAUGCUGGACGAACAGAAACAAGAGCUGAACUGCUGAAGAAAUUAAUUAUGUCCUGUUUCAAGUCUUCUCCUGCACUUCACUACCCAGCUUGAAUGUGCUUACAAAAACGCAUCAGGACACUCCACUAAGAAGAAUGUGAAGCUGCUGAAACAGGUUAAACAUAAGAAUAUGGCAUCCAAAAUAUAUUCCAAUACUCAGCGAACAUCAUCUGGUACUCUGUACAUGAACACAUUUCACAGACGAACACCAAAACAUAGCAAGGUGAGAACUCAUUACUGCUCUGAGUGUGGAAAAAGAUUUACUCAACCGAGUACUCUCAGAAUACACCAGCGCAUUCACACAGGAGAGAAGCCGUAUCACUGCUUGGAGUGUGGAAAGCGUUUUAAUCAACAGAGUAAUCUCCAACAACACAAGCGCAUUCACACAGGAGAGAAGCCGUAUCACUGCUUAGAGUGUGGUAAGAAUUUUACCCGACAGAGGACUCUCAAAAUACACCAGUACAUUCACACAGGAGAGAAGCCGUUUCACUGCUCAGAGUGUGGGAGGAGUUUUAAUCAACAGAGUAAUCUCCAACAACACAAGCAUAUACACAGAGAACAGAAGCCGUAUUAUUGCUCAGAGUGCGGAAGGAGUUUUAAUCGUCAGAGUUAUCUCCAAGAACACCAGCGCAUUCACACAGGAGAGAAGCUUUAUCAAUGCUCAGAGUGUGAGAAGGCUUUUGCUGUACAGAGUCAUCUCCAAAAACACCAGCGUAUUCACGCAGAAGUUAAACGUUAUGAGUGCUCAGAGUGUGGGAAGAAUUUUACUGUACAGAGUACUCUCCGUCGACACCAGCGCAUUCACACAGGAGAGAAGCCGUAUCACUGCACAGAGUGUGGUAAGAGUUUUAACAGACAGAGCUCUCUCCAACAACACCAGCGCUUGCACACAGGAGAGAAGCCAUAUCACUGCUCAGAGUGUGGUAAGAAUUUUACUCUGCUGAGUAAUCUCCAAGAACACCGGCGCAUUCACACAGGGGAGAAGCCGUAUUACUGCUCAGAGUGUGGGAAGAGUUUUAGGCAUUCGAAGACUGUGAAGACACACAAGUGCACUAAGGACAGUGGUGGAAAUGGGCAGUAAUGAGUCUUACCUUAACAUAUUCUGGCAGUAAAAGUCUCCAGGGAAUAGUUUUUCCAGCCCAGAUUUCAAAUAACUCCUUUAAGAGAAAAAAAAAAUGUUGUUUUCUGCUGUUUCUAAAACAAGGGCAAAGAAUGAACUAUAUUUUCCUGUGCUGAGCAAUAGAGUCAAGCCUACAGCUUCUACACCUUCCUAUUAGGUGUAUAUUUCACAUAAAAAUAUUUUCUGUCUAAAAAAUUUUUUUUCAUGUUGUAGACCUGGAAAAAAAAAACGUUGAAUUAUGUUGAAAACAAUUGAGAAGCUUUACAUUCCAUAAGAUGUUCUUUUGUUUCUAAUUUAGUAUAUCU
Pygocentrus nattereri (red-bellied piranha) is the source of this 1503-nucleotide messenger RNA. RefSeq names its product zinc finger protein 239-like. Gene Ontology annotation, molecular function: RNA polymerase II cis-regulatory region sequence-specific DNA binding; DNA-binding transcription factor activity. The transcript is spliced from 2 exons. The record is from RefSeq and is a predicted model, not a curated record. Lineage: Eukaryota; Metazoa; Chordata; Actinopteri; Characiformes; Serrasalmidae. Bases 209 to 1159 code for a protein of 316 amino acids. Gene Ontology annotation, biological process: regulation of transcription by RNA polymerase II.